Periophthalmus magnuspinnatus is the source of this 4526-nucleotide messenger RNA. RefSeq names its product sphingomyelin synthase-related protein 1-like. Gene Ontology annotation, molecular function: protein binding; ceramide cholinephosphotransferase activity; sphingomyelin synthase activity. The coding region runs from base 175 to 1401 and encodes 408 amino acids. Lineage: Eukaryota; Metazoa; Chordata; Actinopteri; Gobiiformes; Gobiidae. The record is from RefSeq and is a predicted model, not a curated record. The transcript is spliced from 7 exons. Gene Ontology annotation, biological process: ceramide biosynthetic process. Gene Ontology annotation, cellular component: Golgi membrane; endoplasmic reticulum membrane.
CAGUGAUGCUAAUGCUAACUAGCCUUCAGCCUGUGCGAAAUGAUUUCAUACGAGGAGCCGCUAUUUUUACACCAAACGCAAUCACUACAGACUGCCUCGUCAUGUCACGAAGCUAGCUAACUUAUAACCCCAUUUCUUAUCUCUCAGUGCUACAUUUCAAUCCUGUGUGGUACCAUGAUGCAGAUGAGUGUGCGGCGCUGGACCACCAAACAUGUGGCCAAAUGGCUGAAGGACGAGGGCUUCUGCGACUACGUGGACCUCCUGUGUAAUCGGCACAGACUGGACGGGACCAGCCUCUUGGCCCUGAGCGAGUACGACCUGCGCUCACCCCCGCUGGAGCUCAAAGUUCUGGGGGACAUUAAACGCCUCAUGGUCUCCAUCCGAAAACUACAGAAACAAAACCUGGACGUUCUAGAAGAGUUGGGGCUGCCCUUUGACGGACACUCGCCCACAGGUCCUGGUUUGGAGUGGCUGUGUAACGGAGAAGGGGUGCGGGACUGCGACAGCACGGACACAGCGCCGGUCGGAGAGGAGUAUCACACGAAUCAAUACACCAACGGGAAGUACAAGAGCGCCCCCCGCAGGCUGGACCCGGAGUAUUGGAAGACCGCCCUGAGCUCCAUCUACGUGGUGUUUGUUUUCGGCUUCACCUCCUUCGUCAUGGUGAUCGUUCACGAGAGGGUCCCCGACAUGCGAACCUACCCCCCACUGCCAGACAUAUUCCUCGAUAGUGUGCCUCGUAUCCCAUGGGCCUUUGCGAUGGCUGAAGCCUGUGGAGUCAUUCUGUGUAACAUCUGGGUGUUGGUUCUGCUGCUUCACAAACACAGGUCCAUUUUACUGCGGCGCCUGUGCAGUCUGAUGGGGACCGUCUUUAUGCUGCGCUGUGUCACCAUGUUCGUCACCUCCCUCUCCGUCCCUGGACAACAUCUGCAGUGCUCCAGCAAGAUGUACGGGGAUAUGUGGGCCAAACUGCAGAGGGCAGUAGCGAUCUGGAGCGGCUUCGGGAUGACGCUGACCGGCGUUCACACCUGUGGAGAUUACAUGUUCAGCGGACACACUGUGGUCAUCACCAUGUUAAACUUCUUCGUCACAGAAUACACUCCUCGGAACUGGCACUUCCUGCACACUCUGUCGUGGGUUCUGAACCUGUUUGGGAUCUUCUUCAUUUUGGCGGCUCACGAACACUACUCCAUCGACGUCUUCAUCGCAUUCUACAUCACCACCAGACUCUUCCUGUACUACCACACGCUCGCCAACACGAGGGCCUACCAGCAGAGCCGCCGCGCCCGCAUCUGGUUCCCCAUGUUCUCCUUCUUCGAGUCGAACGUGAACGGGCCGGUGCCAAAUGAGUACUGCUGGCCCCUCUCCAGACCCACUAUAAUGCGUCGGCUCAUAGGGUAAAUACAUAGUGUUUUUAUUAUGGGCAAAGACUCACUGGUUUUACAUGUGCAGUGGUAGUCAAUGUUACACUGGGAAAACAAAUGUCCUAAAGGCGCGCUGUGUAACAUUUCUGGUGACGGGUGUCCAUGGAGAUGUCGAUGUUUUGUUUGGAAUGUCCCACAGUAUGGCAUUAAACUUAUUUAGCUUGUGUUUAUUCAAUUACAGGUGUUUUAAUCACAAAAAAUGUCUUACUAUGAGCUUGCUCGCCUUUCCAGUUUUGACUUCUAACUGUCUCCAUGGAGAUAGACAAGUUUUAUGCCAUACUGUGAAACAUUUCAAAGCAAUGUCGGUGUAAUCCCUCAGUCGUCCAGGUCUGAUCCAUAGCAAAAGAUAAAGUUUAAAUCUGUCAACUGGACUUGGAUGAGCAGCGAAACGUCUUCACUCCUACAACGAUUUGUCCAGUUGACAGAUUUAAACUUUGUCUUUUGCUAUUCCAAAGCAAUAAUAUCUCCAUGGAGAGACUCAGGUGGUGUAUCCUCAACUAGAAAUGUUACAUAGUGAACCUUUAAAUGAGCUAAAUGGCUUGAAUUAAGAAUUUUGAAUCUGAAGUUGAUAUAGAUGUACGAGUCACUUAUUAUUAGUUUUACAUAUUUUUAAAUGGAAUAUGAUUUUUUUUAAUGAGAAAUAUAUUGUUAUUGUUUCACAUUUUAAGUAGAAUACGACUCGAUUUGACAAUUGAGUCAUAAUAAAUUUGACAAUUUAUUUCUUUAAAAACUGACUCAAACCAAGAUCCGUAAACACUCUUAAUUCAUGCAGUUUAAACUUAUUUAAGAUGGACAUUUUAGGGAUGCAUUUGUCUUAAGCUCUUGGAAUGUUCAAGAGGUUUAAAUUGGUUUUGUUCAUAAUAAUGUUUAAAUACACCAGCCCUCUAUAAGCCAUGACUACAAAAUAUUUAACCUAUGUAUCGUAGAUUUCUUUUUUUUUUUUUUUUUGGUGAAAGUUGAUAUAGAGCUAGUAUGUUUUCUGUUAUACGAGUUGUACCACCAAACUGUGUGGUAAGAUGUCUAAACUUUGACCUCCACCUUCUUUUUGCAUCAGUUAAAUAUAUGUUUUUGUAAUUAUCAACGAGAAUUCCUUAACUUUUUUUUCUCUGAAUUUUACAUGUUUUUUAAAUAUUUAUUUCAUUUAUCAAGACCAAUUGAAACCUCUUAAAAAUUCUAGACGUUCAUUUGUCAAUAACUAUUUUUCUCAAGUUGCCAUUGGGACUUUGAAGCAAUUCCCAAAUCUAGAGCCAUAGCAAUUAUGAAGCCCGCUAACUGUUAUUAUUACUAUUAUUAUAUUUUGUUUUCAAAAUAACUGCAGGACUUUUCAUAAUAAACAAUAACUGAUUAGACCACCGCUGAGGCAUUAAUCCUAUCUCGCAAUCAUAAUAACAAUGGUGCCCAGACCGAUACUUCUAGUGACCCCUAUAGGUAGAGUUAAUAUUUCUAGCCUUGUAAAAAAAAAGUAUGCCGUUUGGUAACAUUUUGUAGUAAGAUUACAAUGAAUAUAGCCCAUUUAUCGCCUACGGUAGCCUUGCUGGGACAUGUGCGUCAAUGUUAAAGAACCAGUAAUAUGAAAAAAUAUGUAGAAAAACGUAUUAUUAAAAGGUCUAUGUUAAAGCUGCGCUAUGUAACUUUUCUGGUGGACCUGCUUGUCUCCAUGGAGAUGUUAUUGCUUUGCCUGAAAUGCUCCACAAAAUGGCAUUAAAUGAAAACAUAAUUUAUCUUCAUGUAAACAAGCCGAUGAUACCACUAGGCCGAGUUACAGGUCAGAUCUGUGGAGAGGUGAACCUGCUUUAGAUGUUUUUCAAGGUAUUUUUGGCCUAUAAAAAUGUCAUACUGUAGAACGUUCCAGGCUAAGUAAUAAUAUCUCCAUGGAGACAGGCAAGUGCCACCACCCCCACUAUAAAAGUUACAUACUGUAGUUUGUCUUUAAUUUAAUUUUCAGCCCAUUAUUGUACAGAACUCCUUAAAAAGUGACCAAUUAUAGUGUAUACUGCCUUUUUAUUUUAUUUUGUUUUGAGAAAACAGAAAUGGCCAUAACGCAGUUUCUCAUCCCGUAGAUAAUACACCGAUCAGCCAUAACAUUAUGACCACUGUUCAAAGUAAAAAAAAAUGAUAGAAGAUUCAUUUUUGGAUAGAAAAGUGAGUUGGAUCAUUUCCAAAACUGCAGCAGAGGUGCGUUAGCUGAACUAAACCAGAACUAAACCAGGUCUAAACCAAAGCUCUUUUGAUGUGUAUUCCUGGUUUAGAAAUGUUUUUUGACCUGGUUUAGACCUGGUUUAGACUUGCUAUAUUCCUGGUUUGGUCCUGGUUUAAACCUGGUUUAUUUCUUGUUUAGUCCUGGGGUAGAACUGCUUUUGGACCUGGUUUAGACCUGGUUUAGUCCUAGUUUGGACCUGGUUUAGUUCAGGUUUAUUCCUGGUUUAGAAAUGUUUUUACUUGGUUUAGACCCAUUUUUGACUGGUUUGACUUGCUUUAGUCUUUGUUUAGACCUGAUUUAUUCCUGGUUUAAAUCUGUUUUUGACCUGGUUUGUCCUGGUUUAGUCCUGGAUUAGUCCUGGGUUAGUACUGGUUAUGUCCUGAUGUAAUAUCAUCUUGGUGAUCAUGAUGCUCUGUUUGAUUUGUAUAGACAGAAAAGAUGUCCUUGUUUCAAACUGUGAAUGGUUGUCAUAGUAACCAUAGCAUUUCAGCAGUUGUGAGCCAAAUCGUGUAAACAUUUGUCUCAUAGAUGAAAACUUGCCAAUAAUUCUUUGAGUGUUAUAAUUGCUUUUUCGUGUCUAAAAUAUUUUAGUUUUUUGGUAGACGUCUAGUGUUUUUAUAUGCUACGGAGCAGUGUAAAUAUCAAUGAAAGUAGUGGCCAAGUUCCUUAAAUUUCUAUGUAUGUUUGUAUUAAUUUAUUCUUUUUUUGUAAGCAUUCAUAGUUUUUUAUACAUAUUACCAAGUCUAAGCAACAUGCACAGAAAAAAAUAUGUUUACAGUUGCUCUGGGUGAUAAAUUUGCUUUUCGUAAUUUUGAUUUAAGAUUUCAAAAAAGUGAAAUUAUGUUUUCAUAGCUUUUAAGCUGUAUCAACUUAUACUUUGACUGGUGCAGUGCAGUAGUGCU